AUGGCUUAUUAUUGUGCAACGGUUGUGGCAGGGAAAUUAUUCAAGAAAAAGGGCAUGUUGGUGAGAUACUGAGUGGCGAUUAUUUUGUCUGUGACAAGUGCGACAAACAAUUCCCUGAUAUUGAAAGUUUAUAUCAGCACAAGGCCAAAGACCAUGCGUCCUACCAAUGUGAUGUCUGUAAGGAAUUCGAAGCAAAAGAAGCAACUGGUAUUGGUUAUAUCUGUUGUGUCUGCGAUGCCGAGUUUGAAAUCCCCACUGAACUUGAAGAUCAU
This is a messenger RNA of Paramuricea clavata, 272 nucleotides long. Lineage: Eukaryota; Metazoa; Cnidaria; Anthozoa; Malacalcyonacea; Plexauridae. The record is from the annotation of a GenBank genome assembly.